Molecule: messenger RNA, 4653 nt
Organism: Medicago truncatula (barrel medic)
Lineage: Eukaryota; Viridiplantae; Streptophyta; Magnoliopsida; Fabales; Fabaceae
Product: myosin-2
Exons: 24
Coding region: 658-4269 (1203 amino acids)
Biological process (GO): actin filament organization
Cellular component (GO): myosin complex; membrane; cytoplasm
Molecular function (GO): microfilament motor activity; ATP binding; actin filament binding
Source: RefSeq, a predicted model, not a curated record
GUUGUUUGUUCCUUCCUUCUCCAACUCACACAACACAUGACAAAAAAUUCAAAUUUCUGAACAACCAAAAAAAAAACAUCAUCAUCAUCACCAAACAAAAAACACUUUCAAGCUCAGAAACAUUAAAUUUCACAAAAACACAACAAAUCCUUAAAACAAAAACCACUUCCUCAACAACAACAAAAACAAAAUUUCCCAUUUUUUUUUUGGUAUCACCAUCAUAUUCAAUAUUCAUCAUCAUUCAUAAUUUUUCUCUCUCUCCUUUUUCUGAGGAGGUUGUUUUUUUUCCAACAACUUCAACCUCCUCGAAAUUAUGAAAACACGACACUUUCCUAGAUUUGGCAAAUGCAUUUCUGUAGUCUGUUUUCGAGAAUUUUAGUAUUGUCUUGAGGUUUUCAAAACCUUAUCCCUUGUUUUUUUCAAACCAUUCAAAAUAAAGAAACAAUUUUUACAUUUUUAUUUGCAUUUUCAACGUUAAAUCUCAAAUGGGUUCUUCAGUUUCUUUGUUUUACAUAAUUCUAAGGUAAAAUCACAACAUGAGUCGGUGAAAUUUUGUGAAAUCUCUAUCUGGGCAUGUCAAUUUGACCAAAAAGUUUCAAAAUUUCUUUGAGUUUUCGAGAAAAAUUUGAAAAAAAAUCAAUUUUCGUGUCUACUAAGAUGAUGUUAUCACCUUCACCAUCUUCUAUUGCAAGAAGCUCUUUAGAAGAGAUGCUUGAUUCGCUACGGCGGCGAGACGAAGAGGAGAAGCCUAAAGACCUACCGCCGGCAUUGCCAGCAAGGCCAACGUCGAGAGGCCGGUUGCCGCCGGCGAGGAGGUCUUUGCCUAAAAGUUUUAAGGUUGAUGGUGAAAAUGGAAAUGAAAUGGGGCAUAGAAGGAAGGGAAGUUUUGGAAAUAAGAAGUUGAUGUUGGAUUUGGAAUCUCCUUAUGUGGUUAUUUCAGAAGAGAACAGUGUUAUUAGUGAAGAAGCUUCACCUUGUCCCGUAUCUUCAAUUCCUGUUGAUGAUGAUUCUUCUGUUGCUUCUGUGGCUCCACCUUCUCCGGAGUUGGAGGAUGACAAUGUUUCUUAUUUCAUCAAAAAGAAACUUCAUGUUUGGUGUAGGCAACCAAGAGGGAAGUGGGGACUGGGAAGAAUACAAUCAACUUCUGGAGAACAAGCAUCAGUUUCACUCUCAAAUGGAAAUGUUAUGAAAGUGGCACGAACAGAUCUCUUGCCAGCUAAUCCUGAUAUUUUAGAGGGCGUGGAUGAUCUUAUACAGCUCAGCUAUUUGAACGAGCCCUCGGUUCUUCACAAUCUUCGGUGUAGAUAUUCUCAAGAUAUGAUUUAUAGUAAAGCUGGGCCAAUUUUAAUUGCUCUCAAUCCCUUCAAAGAUGUACAGAUUUACGGAAAUGAUUAUGUCUCUGCUUACAGGAAGAAAUCUCUUGACAGUCCUCACGUUUUCGCCAUGGUAGAUGCAGCUUAUAAUGAAAUGAUAGGAGAGGAAGUAAAUCAAUCCAUUAUCAUAAGUGGCGAGAGUGGAGCUGGGAAAACAGAAACAGCGAAAAUUGCGAUGCAAUACUUAGCUGCUCUUGGUGGUGGCAGUUGUGGGAUAGAAAAUGAAGUUCUUCAGACAAAUGUUAUACUAGAAGCUUUUGGCAAUGCAAAAACAUUUAGGAAUGACAACUCUAGCAGAUUUGGGAAGUUGAUUGAAAUUCAUUUCAGCACAACGGGAAAAAUGUGCGGGGCUAAAAUUCAAACCUUUCUAUUGGAAAAGUCAAGAGUUGUUCAACUGGCUAAUGGCGAGAGGUCUUAUCACAUAUUUUAUCAACUUUGUGCUGGAUCUUCACCUCAUCUUAAAGAGAGGCUAAAUCUUAGAGCGGCCAGCGAAUAUAAAUAUCUGAAUCAGAGUGACUGCAUGAAAAUUGAUGGCGUUGAUGAUGCUAAAAAGUUUCAUAGGCUAAAGAAAGCAUUGAAUGUCGUUCAAAUGUGCAACGAGGAUCAAGAGCGGGUCUUUAAGAUGCUUGCUGCAAUAUUAUGGUUGGGAAAUAUAUCAUUCCUAGUUAAUGAUAAUGAAAAUCACAUUGAAGUGGUGAAUGAUGAAGCUGUAACCAGUGCUGCGUCACUGAUGGGUUGCAGUUCUCAAGGACUAAUGACAGUAUUAUCUACUCAUAUAAUCCAAGCUGGCAAGGAUACUAUCACCAAAACAUUGACAUUGCGGCAGGCAAUUGAUGCAAGAGAUGCGUUAGCAAAAUUUAUCUAUGCCAGUUUGUUUGACUGGCUUGUAGAACAAGUUAAUAAAUCACUUGAAGUUGGUAAACGCCGUACUGGUAGAUCCAUAAGUAUCCUUGACAUUUACGGGUUUGAGUCAUUCCAGAAAAACAGCUUUGAACAGUUGUGCAUAAACUAUGCCAAUGAGAGGCUUCAACAACAUUUCAAUCGGCAUCUUUUUAAACUGGAGCAACAGGACUACGAAAUAGAUGGCGUUGAUAUGACCAAAGUAGAUUUCGAGGACAAUCAAGAGUGCUUGGAUCUCUUUGAGAAGAAGCCUAUAGGUCUACUCUCUCUAUUGGACGAGGAAUCAAAUUUUCCAAGGGCCACUGAUCUAACACUUGCCAACAAACUUAGACAGCAUCUGCAAGCUAAUCCUCGCUUUAAAGGGGAAUGGGGAAAGGGUUUCAGUGUUUGUCAUUAUGCAGGAGAGGUUGUGUAUGAUACAAAUGGCUUUCUAGAAAAGAACAGAGAUCCGAUGCCUUCUGAUUCUAUUCAACUACUGUCAUCAUCCAGUUGUGAACUGCUGCGGUCGUUCUCGAAAACGCUUAACCGGUCUCAGAAGCAAUCAAAUUCCCAGCACAUAGGGGCUCUGGAUUCGCAAAAGCAGAGUGUUGGCACAAAGUUCAAGGGUCAAUUAUUCAGGUUGAUGCAUCAGUUGGAGAGCACCACGCCUCACUUUAUUCGCUGUAUAAAGCCGAAUGCUAAGCAAAAUCCUGGCAUAUAUGAUGAAGAUCUUGUUCUCCAGCAGCUCAAGUGUUGUGGAGUUUUGGAGGUUGUUAGGAUUUCAAGGGCCGGGUAUCCUACUAGAAUGACACAUCAAGAUUUUGCCAGAAGGUAUGGGUUUCUGCUCUAUGAGGCCAAUACAUCUCAAGAUCCAUUGAGUGUCUCGGUUGCUGUUUUGCAACAAUUUAAUAUCCCUCCUGAAAUGUACCAAGUUGGCUUCACCAAACUGUAUCUUCGAACAGGGCAGGUUGGUGCAUUGGAGGAUAAGAGAAAAUUGGUUUUGCAGGGAGUACUCGGGGUUCAAAAAUGGGUUCGGGGUCAUCAAGCUCGCAGUCAUUACGAUAAACUUAAGAAUGGAGUGACAACUUUACAAUCAUUUGUUCGUGGAGAAAUUGCAAGAAGGAAAUAUGGUGUUAUGGUGAAGUCUUCUAUAACUAUUUCUUCUGAAAAUAUCGAGGAGAUAGAGGCUAUCAUACUACUACAAUCUGUAAUUCGUGGGUGGUUGGUUCGGAGGCAUAAUAGUAGCUUAUGUAAGUUUAAGAUACAUCCUGAGAAUGGAAAAACUAGGCGAAGGUCACGUUCGAAGAUGUCAGAUGACAAGGAUGCAUCGAAAGAUCGGAGUCAAAAUCUGCCUUCGGCUUUAGCAGAACUCCAAAGACGGGUUGUUAAGGCCGAAUCAACUAUAGAGCAAAAAGAAGAGGAAAAUGCCGAGUUGAGGGAACAACUAAAACAAUUUGAGAAAAGGUGGAUUGAAUACGAGACAAGGAUGAAAACAAUGGAGGAAAUGUGGCAACGACAAAUGUCAUCUUUGCAAAUGAGUCUUGCUGCUGCUAGAAGCAGCCUUGCUUCUGAGAAUGCAAAUGGUCAACCUUCAAGACACGAUGUUGCAUCCCCAUCACCUUUCUGUUAUGAUUCCGAGGAUGCUACAUCAAUGGGAUCUCGAACUCCUCGAACACCCGGUUGCAGCACACCUUUGAAGUAUUCUAGCAGUCUUUCCGAAAUCAAAGCAAUGAGAGAUGGCAACGGUAGUUUGGGCAAUCUGAUGAAAGAGUUUGAGCAGCGCAGUCAGACAUUCGAUGAAGAUGCAAGGGCUUUGGUCGAGGUUAGAACAACAGGGCACUCUGUGAAUCCAAAUUCCAUUGAUGAUCUGCGGAAACUCAAACACAGGUUUGAAGGAUGGAAGAAAGAAUACAAGAUGCGAUUAAAGGAAACAAAAGCUAGACUUAAAUUACGGAACUCGGAAAUGGAAAAAAGUCGGCGGAGAUGGUGGGCGAAAUUGAGUUCUAGAGCACAAUAACGUAAGAAUGUUCUCUUUGCCAAAACAAAAGUGUAUAAAACGUUAAGGAUCUUUCCUUUUUGAGGGAACAUUUUUGGAAUGUGUUACACACUUAUUGUACUUGUUGGUGAAGGGAAAAUAAAUUGUAAAUCUACCAAUUUUGUUGUUACAUGGUGGAAGUUGUGUGUAUAGUUGUAGACUUGUAGGUUUGCAUAGUUGUAUUGCAUAGUUUAGAUUUUAUGCAUUGUAAAUUUUGUUGUUACUGAAUGCUGAUGUAAUGUACAAUACCAAUUACCACCUAAGGGUAUAAAUAGUGAGUGUUCAUAUCUUCAAUGUAAGGAAUACUAAUCACAUUUGUUUGGUUUAGUAGAUAGAAAACUUAAUUAGAGGUUCAUUUUAGCUGCA